Messenger RNA from Pocillopora meandrina, 1343 nucleotides. The record is from the annotation of a GenBank genome assembly. Lineage: Eukaryota; Metazoa; Cnidaria; Anthozoa; Scleractinia; Pocilloporidae.
AUGAGACUAUCAUUAUCAGAAUUAAAGCUACUAGUAAUAGAUGAAAUAUCUAUGGUGUCAAAUACUGCUUUACAUCAUAUUCACCAGAGAUUAAAAGAAAUAUUUGCUACCUCUGAUUCUCAAUUAUUUGCUGGUUUAAGCGUAAUUGCUCUUGGUGAUUUAUAUCAACUACCACCAAUACAAAGAAAACCUGUUUUUGAAGACUAUAAGAAUGAUGCUUUAAACCUUUAUCACCCUUGGCAUGUCUAUAAGAUGAUUGAGCUUACAGAGAUUAUGAGGCAGACAAAAAUAUGACCAGCCAUUUAUUGAACAAUUAAAUAGAUUCAGAACUGGUUCACAGACUGAUGAAGAUAUUUAGUGCAUUCAAUUCAGGUCAACAAGUCCAUUGGAUGAUAACUACCCAACAGAUUCUUUACAUAUAUGGGCUGAGAAUAAUCCUGUUACACAGCAUAACAAUGCAAAACCAAAGCAAAUACAAAGACCAUUAUUUCAACUGACAGCCAUUGAUCAACAUCCAGCCAAUAUUUGAAAACAAGAUAUUGAUAGAGAACUAGCAACAGUAAGAUCAGAGACAGGUGGACUUGAUCAUGACAUCUUUGUCAAAGAAACAGCCAGAGUUAUGUUAACCACUAAUAUUGACAUAGCAGACAGGCUUAUUCAUGGUCAAAUGGGUACAAUUAUCAAAAUUGAUAUGAAUAAGAACACAAAAAAACCAUCAAUAAUAUAUAUUAAGUUUGAUGACAGUUUGGCUGGAAAGGCCUUAAUUGACAAAUGCAAUAAUACCUUUGCUAAAAAAAACAGAUUGGUACCCAUUGAACCUAUCCUAGCAAGAUUCAAGAUGAGACCUGGUAAGCCAUCAUCGCCAGAAAUACAGCGAAUGCAGUUCCCUAUUACAUUGGCAUGGGCUUGCACUGUAUAUAAGGUACAAGGACUAACAUUACACAAAAUUGUUAUAAGUUUUGAACUUGUGAAACAAAGAUUUUUUAACUAUGGACAAGUUUAUGUAGCAAUAAGGCAAUCUACUACCUUACAAGGCAUUCAUAUACUUGGACAGAUAGAACAUAGACAUUUAUGAAUAAACCUUAAAGUACAUGAAGAAUAUAGGAGAUUAAGAAGUACUUGUGCUUUAGAGCCUCCUGUAUUGACAGACAAAUGUCUCCUGCAUUGACAGACAAAUGUCUAUAACUCUUCUUAAUGUCAGAUCUCUCAAAAAACAUAGUCUUUAUAUUAAAUUUCAUUUCAGUAUCUUUAAUAGUGACCUAAUAGCUCUGACAGAGACACUGUUUCUACCUCAGACAAAUGACAAUGAUAUUAAAGAUCAUUUAGAACCAUUUACCAUAUAG